GACUUUAGUGCAAGUCAUUCCGGUACUACGUACCACCGUUGGCAGUUGUGUUCUGUCAGUGUAUAUUGAUCAUGAGUUCAGACGAGCGGGUGAAAUACUGGGAUAACGUGUGGAGCAACGGCUUAACAUCUUGGCAUGCAAAGGACAUUAAUUUUGCUCUGAAAAAUCAUGGACAUCUUCUUCUGCCGGGUCCUCGAAGACGGGUGCUCGUGCCUCUGUGUGGGAAGUCCGUCGACAUGAAAUGGUUCUAUAACAACGGCCAUUCUGUGGUGGGAAUCGAAGGCGUCGAGAUGCCGAUUAAGGAAUUCUACGAAGAAAAUGACAUCCCAUACACAACAGAGGAGUUAUCCUGGGGGAAACUGUACAGUUCGAAUGACCGCAGAUUGCAGCUCUACCUCUGUGACCUGUUUGAGGCCAAGCCGGAAGAACUGGGCAAAUUCGACGCAGUUUGGGACAGAGGCUCCCUUGUGGCUAUCUACGAAGAGGACAGAGAGAAGUACAGCCAGUUCAUGAAGUCCGUCCUGGCCCCCGACUUCCGGUACCUGGUGAACCUCAUGCAGUACAGACCCAAUGAAUUGUUCAGCGGACCGCCCAGGAACAUCUCCAACGAGCUCGUCCUUCAGCUUUUUGGCGACGUGUGCGAGCUGAACGUGCUUGAGACGCUGAAGUGGGGCAAGGAUGAGUUUGACACGCAGGAAGUGGUCGCUCUCCUCACCCCGAAGAAAUAAAUGCAUGAAGAUCAUUUACAAACGAGACACAUCUUUAUCUUUAUUGAGACAAUCUUUAUUAAGACUUCUUUUGUUGUGUGUUUAUCUGUGUAUGAAAUGUAUCAAGAUUUUGUGUUAAUAAUAAACAUUCCAAUAGACGCACAAAGUAUGCGUGAUUUAUUUUUUCUAGUUUAAAAAGUUAUAUUGAUAAGGGGAUGCAUCACUUUUGAAGGCUUAUAACGAUAUGCUAAAUGUACAUAUACUGCAUAUUUACUAUCCGAAAGCGUUAUAUUAGUAAACUCAAAAGAAGUUAUUAUGAAGUUGUCAUCCGGAGCUCUUAUUCUGUUGGCUGUUGGUUUAUAAUGUGUAGUAAUUUCUUUUUGCUGAAAUGAAUAAAAGGGACUCAUUGA
Penaeus chinensis is the source of this 1117-nucleotide messenger RNA. Its product is annotated as probable thiopurine S-methyltransferase. The coding region runs from base 72 to 728 and encodes 218 amino acids. The record is from RefSeq and is a predicted model, not a curated record. Gene Ontology annotation, molecular function: thiopurine S-methyltransferase activity. The transcript has 5 exons. NCBI's taxonomy places the organism in Eukaryota, Metazoa, Arthropoda, Malacostraca, Decapoda, Penaeidae.